GUUUGGGUGACAUCAGCAGAGCUGGGACGGGCACUCCACUGCUCACAUUUCAUUCCACCAACUACAGCGCAGUUUCAAGCCGCUUCCAGGACCUCUUGCACAGCAAUGCAGCAGGCGGCUGAAGCUGGCGGCUUUGGUGACUAAGGAGGCCAAACGUUCCUCUUGGCCGCCUGGCCGGGAUUUAUUUUUUCCACGAACAUGGAAGAGGGUCUGAGCUCCCUUAAGCAGUUCGCCCUCCCUGUCGGCAAGCUGGCUUCUUGGAUUGCAGCGGUGGCAAUGAUGUUUGGUGGUGUAGUGCCCUACAUUCCUCAAUACAGGGAUAUCAAGCGCACACAGAAUGCAGAGGGGUUCUCCAUCUACGUUUGCUUGGUGUUGCUUGUGGCCAAUAUAUUGAGGAUAUUAUUUUGGUUUGGAAGGUACUUUGAACCACCCCUUUUAUUACAAAGUAUAAUCAUGAUCAUUACCAUGCUGGUGAUGUUGAAGUUAUGUACUGCUGUUCGUGUAGCCAGUGAACUCACAACACGACGCCGUGCCUUUACAGACAAUAAAGAUGAAGAAGUCAAAACUCCUAGGAAGUUCUUUCUGGAUUUUGACUUGCAGUACUUCUGGUUGUGGAGCAGAUUUAUUGAUUACAUACAAUGUGUCUUGGCUUUCACUGUUGUUGCUGCAUACAUUACCUACCUCCUUAUUGAUUCUUCACUCUUCGUGGAAACACUUGGCUUCUUCGCUGUCUUUACCGAGGCAAUGCUUGGCACACCACAACUGUAUCGCAACUACGAGAACAAAUCAACAGAAGGAAUGAGUAUUACUAUGGUGCUGAUGUGGGCAAGUGGUGACACUUUCAAGACUGCUUACUUCAUCCUGAACCAAGCUCCUUUCCAGUUUUGGAUAUGUGGAUUGCUGCAAGUGUGUGUUGAUAUCACAAUUCUCUUUCAAGCUUACUAUUAUGAUCGUUACCCUCAAAAACCGUCUUCCCACACUGUUCCUUCCACGAGCACCAAGGCACUUUAACUAUGGCUGUAUUCAACAAGUGCACCAAAUGACGAAUUCCUGGAAAGAAGAUGAAGCCAUGUUCUUGAACCAUAGCCAAUAACUUUCAUCUUGGUUCACCGCAAGCUGGAAAGAUUUCAAAGUCGCUUUCUGGUAAAGGGGUUUGAAACAUUUGAACUUUUGGUGGAAUGUUUAUGGUAAUUUAUAUAUUUUUCUAUUUGCAUAACUCAGACCAAUGUUUUUGGACAAGUUUACAUAAAUGCCUUACAUGUUACUGUUUCUAGACUGUUUUUCUUCCUAAUGUUUAUUCCUUUUUUUAAUGCCACCUGCUGUAUCAUUCUAAUGUAGUUUUGUUUCAUGGCAGUAUUAAGAGUUUGAAGUUAAAUUGUUGUGGUAUAUCCAAGGAGAAUAAUGUCUUCAAGAACCAUUUCAAAAAUUGCCAAAAUUUCUAAUGGAAUUUACAUAACUUUGAAAAAGCUUUAUUCCACACAAAGAAGGCAAUGAUGUAACACUCAGACUUGAGUGCUCACAUAACUUGAGUUAAUAAUGUCAUCACCUUUCAUUUACAAUAAAUUCACAAAGUUAUUUGUGAACCUGCAACAACUGAGUGGAGAAGGUCUGGGAAUUGGGGAACGACUAUUUAAUUUGACUUUGCGUUGCUCUGUAGUGAUGAUACACACUGGGCUUCGGUGUAGUGUUUUGUAUUCCGAUGGAGAAGAGUGGUGAGAUCUAAACUUGCGAGGCUCCUGUUGACAACUGUGCUGAAACCAGAUGCUUCUCCACAAGAAGAAAGCAUCAGAGGCUGGAGGAAUUUCCACAAUCCCUUCAGAACAAGCAGCUUCAGAGUAAUAUCAAUACGAGUUUCAGGGCAGGUUAUAUCUGUUCAGUUUUGAAUGACAUGAAGAGAAGAUUUUAUUUUUAAAUGACAUAAGAUUAUCCUUAGCAAGAAAAUAAGUUAUGGUCCAUUGCAAAGUAAAGUGAGAUCUGACUUUUAGUGCGAAAGUGCAUGCUGAAAAUACACAAUGAUGCUGACACGUUUUUAUUUGUUCCUUCAUGGUUUUUAUUUUAUUACUCAGUAAUUUAGUAAAAUGAUGGCCGCACCAUUGUUAAUCACAGGUUACAGAGUUCACAUUUUGCUUGCACAGCAUUCCUGGCCCACUCCCAACCAUUUGAAUUAGUCUGAUUAAAAUUGCCCACGUUUAAUAUCCAGUUAUCAUGCUUAUAUAAUCAGCAUUGUUUCAAGAAAAGAUUUAUACAAUAGGUAACAAAUUAAAAGACACAUCUGAUUUAAUUCUUGCUCAUCUGUGGAUCACUGAGUGAUGAGUUCCUACUUCCUACAAGUCAACUGAGUCAGUAAUAAAAUGGGCACGCAUUUAAAACAAACACUCAAAAAUUGCUUUGAUACCCUCAGCAACUACGCCGGGAGGACUGGGAGACAGGGAAAGCCUGUUUAAUUUGAUUAUGGUUGGUCUAUAUGGGAUGAUGCUCAUUGGAGCUGCAUGGAGUAGAAGAGUUUUUACCAACCUGAAUUUAUUUUAAUAGUCUGAUCUAUUAGCUAGCAUAAAAUUCAGUGCUGUUAAUCCAGAUCAUGUUGAAUUGCUUUCCUUUUGUCUUUAAAAGCAGUGCUUUUUAUCUGUGCCCAGUCAAUCCAUCUCUAAACCUGCUUACGUUGUCAAACCCAAGUAAGUGACAAGUCCUUGCCCUAUGUUUUGGACUAUAACCAAGCUCCUUUAGUUCACUGGUUUUACAUAUAAAUUGUUGAUGUGAUGUGACUUCUGAUCAUUGUACAAUUGUAUUUAUCUGAACCUUUUUUGUUUACAUGUAUAUUGUUAAGUUGGCUGUUCAUUUCACAUUUGUAGGCAGUCAGCAAUCUGAAACUAUAUUUAUCACUGAAGUCAAUGGAGCAGCAUCAUAACUAACUUACAGUGGCUGGGAGAAAUUUGAUUGAAAUCUAUAAAUAAUAAGUUUAAUAUAGCUACAAUGGAAUAUUAAGGCAACCAUUAGGUUGGUGAUGAGACUUUGGCUCCAAAGAAGUAUACCUAGUGAGGUAAAUAGAUCUACCAAGUUUACAACUAUAAUUCUCCCUAUUUGCUCAGGAGUUAUUAGUUGAUCGCUGUGAAAUAUUUUUGUCAUUGAGUGAUAACUGUUUGACUGCAAAUUUGAUCUUUCUGAUCCACAGCUGAUUGCUAUAUUUUGUUUUGGGCCUAAGUGACCUUAAAGUUAAGUCUAUGGUAUUUAAAUGUGAGCCAUUAUCUGACAUGUUUUUAUAUUCAGCAAAAUAUCUGUAUAGGGAGUUGCUGAAUGCUGAUCUUUUAACUUUGAUUAUCAAGCAAGCUCAAUUUUCUUAAAUAGUUUGUAAGAAUAUACUAUUCAAAGUCAAGAAUUAUGAAUUAUUACACACUAAUUGACUGAAAUAUAAAGCUCUAGGAAUAAACUAGCUAUCACUUCCACUCUGGUGAGUGAGUCUGUCAUUUGGUGAUUUGGUCAAACCUUGUGUAUCUUACUAAUCCAAACCCUGCAACACAUCUUCAUUUUAAAACUGAAUUGAGCCUAUUCAAGUGUGUUUUGCACAGGCUGUGGGCUAUUUGUACUAUGGCAUUAGAAGGCAGCGAUAAGUUAUGUUAUCUGCUGUGCUCAACUUACAAGCUAAAAUUAGAGAAUCCCAUUGUGCUGGCUUAUCAAUCCAUGGGUGUGUAAUGUUUGGUUCUAUAAUGUUUGUAUAAUUUUGUUUUGCCCAUUUGGUGUUCAGUAAAUUGGCUUCAGAAGCAUAUGCUAUGGGAAUAUAUUGGUUACGGUGGAAUUUCAUACUUCACAGCUUGUCUUGCAACUGUUGGCAGUGUUUUAUUUCAACGAUUACUUGGGUUAUGUAGGAAAUGUUUGUUUACAAUUUUUUAAUUCAGAUUUACAUUUGUGAACACUUAUUUAAAAGUAUUGAAGAUUACUGUUAAUUUGUAUUCUUCUGUCAACUCUACCAAAAAAACUAACAAGACUCAAUUGCCAAAAGAAGGCAGGUGAGCGCACUUAACCAGCAAAAGGAAUGUUUUACAAUCCUAUAUCCAGCCUUCCCUCAGACUUUUAAGUAUGCGCUGCCAUUCAGCAUCAUGGUUGGAGGCAAAAUACGAGAGUCAAUAGAAGUCUGCACAAGAAUACAUGUGUUAAAUAUGUAAAGACAUACACUGGUCUGUCAUGUGCAUCUGUAUAUUAAACUGAAACCUAAAGAAGAAUAAACAUUUGGAACUGUG
Messenger RNA from Hemiscyllium ocellatum (epaulette shark), 4232 nucleotides. RefSeq names its product solute carrier family 66 member 2. Lineage: Eukaryota; Metazoa; Chordata; Chondrichthyes; Orectolobiformes; Hemiscylliidae. Gene Ontology annotation, cellular component: endosome; trans-Golgi network. Gene Ontology annotation, biological process: retrograde transport, endosome to Golgi; phospholipid translocation. The record is from RefSeq and is a predicted model, not a curated record. The transcript is spliced from 5 exons. The coding region runs from base 199 to 1011 and encodes 270 amino acids.